Messenger RNA from Penicillium salamii, 1083 nucleotides. The record is from the annotation of a GenBank genome assembly. Lineage: Eukaryota; Fungi; Ascomycota; Eurotiomycetes; Eurotiales; Aspergillaceae.
AUGGCUUCUACUACUUACAACGUCGGUGUUGUUGGCUACGGCUUCAGCGCUAAGAUCUUCCAUAUUCCCUUCGUGAAGGAAGUCCCCGAGCUCAAGCUCUACGCCGUCGUCCAGCGCACUCCCAAGGCCGACGAUGACGCUGAGAAGGAUCACCCCGGCGUGAAGUCCUUCCGCACCACAGAGGAGAUGGUCCAGGAUCCCGCCAUUGACGUCGUGAUCAUCACCACUGCCCCGGAUUCCCACUUCGCCCUCUCCAAGCUGGCCCUGGAGGCUGGCAAGCACGUCGUCUGCGAGAAGCCCUUCACCCCCACCACCCAAGAAGCCGAUGAGCUCGUCGCCAUCGCAAAGAAGAACAACAAGCAGCUCGCCGUCUUCCAGAACCGCCGCUUCGACGCCGACUUCGUCACCCUCUCCAAACUGAUCAAGAAUGGCUCCCUAGGCCGCAUCUCCGAGUUCGAAUCUCACUUCGACCGCCACCGUCCCGAGGAGCCUGCCCCCGACGCCCACGCCUGGAAGAACAAGGUCAUCCCCGGCGGCUCAGCCAUCUACGACCUAGGCGCUCACCUCCUCGACCAAGCCGUGCACCUCCUCGGCCUCCCUGCCCGUGUAACAGGCUUCAUCGGCUCCGCCCGCGCAACCAACACCUCUUCCUACGAAGACGCCUUCACUGUGCUCCUGCACUACGCCAACGGCACCAUGGUCACCGCCAAGGCAACAGUCGUCAGCCCCGAGGAUGAGCAGCUGCGCUUCUGGGUGCGCGGUGAAAAGGGUAGCUUCAAGAAGUUCCACCUUGAUAUUCAGGAGGAUCAGCUUAAGGCUGGUAUCAUGCCCCAGGAUAAGGGUUAUGGUCGGGAGCCUAGUGAGCGCUAUGGUUCUUUGACUACAAUCCAGGAUGGUAAGCCUGUUAAGGAGGUUGUUCCUACUGUCGAGCCUCCUACUUACACUGAGUACUACCGCAAGUUGGUGCGGGCUCUUGGUGGUGAGGGUGAGCUUCCUGCUAGUGGUGCGGAGGCUCGGGAGGUUAUUCGAUUGAUUGAGUUGGCUCGUGAGAGCUCGCGCACUGGUCGGACUUUGGAUGUUUAG